AUGGACACAAACGACUAUUCGGCAAAACUGCUUUGGCUUAUGUAUCGUAAUGCGCGAAAUCUUCUCCCCUAUCGUGCUCGUAUGGAGAACUUGACGUGGAGAAUGAUGUCAGUGAAGAAGAACAAAAACGCUCGGAAUCUGCGCCGACUGGUGUCUUCGAAAGUGGAUUUGAGCUCGUUCAUUACUUCGCCUAUACUAGAACAGAUUGGCGCUGUGGACUCGCCCCAAACUAACGUUUCCGCCGAGGAGUUCGAUUAUGUAGCCCAUAUUCGCCGAAUGAGUAGAGAUGUUAAGGGGUUGCCCAAAACACAGCCUCAGCCGCUGAACCGUAAAAGACCGGCCUCGUCGCUGCCGUUUUUGUUGGCUACAAACGUUCCACAGUCGAGGACAGCAAGUGCUGCUUCUAGACCUAGUAUCUCUGGUGCUACCCCAAUCGGUGCACAUCUGAACUUGUCCGCUGCACUCAAGGACUCUACAGUUCCUUCGCAUUUAUAUGGCCAGGGCCACACUCCGAAUCAGAUGCAAGGCCAACUACAGAGUCACGAUCAUGGCUUUGCGUUCCUGCUUGACCCACUCGCAUUUGAGGGCCCAAACCAAAAUUUUUCCACAGAUGGCAAGUAUGGAUUAUUAAAUGACCAUACUUUGCAAGCAUACGCAGAAAGCUUGACUAAUUCCGUGAACCUGCGCGAGAUGCCUUCUACUAAUAGCAGCCAUAGUGGUGAGAAACCAUCUCAACAAUUCCCAACGGCACCUUUUGAUGGGUCUCAUUCUCAUGGCCAGGCUAAUAUGCGAUUUUCUGCUAGUGCAGGCGCUCCUAGUCAUUUCGAACAAAAUCUUGCCAUGAGUGCAAAGAAUAAUAGCAGUACCAAUCUUCAUAGACAAAGUGUGAACACUAGGGGGCAUCACGGUCUUGGUGCGCCCUCAAUUCAUACCCCAACUUCGCUUCUUCCGCCUCAAAAUAAUGCUGGCCAGAUUCUUCUGCUGCCAGGAGGUUUGCUGGCUCGUGGGACACCAUCGCUGCUGUAUGAUCCUUCCUAUUUCCCCUACCCUGUCGCUCCUUCUGCAAUACUUCUGGGAUCAUUAGCUCGCCAAGACCAUUCGCUCGUGAACGUCGCUAAUCAUUUCACUGAUCUGCGCCUGCAAACUCCAUACGACUACGACGAUCUGGCGUCUGUUGUAAGUGUUUCCAACUUGGGAUUUCCUACUGGUAGCUAUGAUCAGUAUGGUCAAAACUCCAUAAACAUGUCUCUUAUUGAUCCUGGAUCAGCAUCUGUGCCGGACACAGACCCCUCCAUGUUUUUUGAGGCUCAAGGAAGACACUCUCUGUUCGCUCCUUCUCAAAAUAAUCAUCAAUACCCACAAGCUGCAAGCUUGGGAACUUCGUGGGCAGAGAGCUAUUUCGAUGAUACUCCGCCACCAGGCUCUGUGCCAACUUCUGUGUCGGGGCUUACUCCAGUGACUGGAAAACAAAGUAUGCUGCCAAAGAAGAAAACCAAAAAGAUAAAGACCAAAAAGACUACCGAGUCUUCACUUUCUAAAUCUGCUGGAUUGAAUGGUCUCCAAAGCGGGCCCGGAUCCAAUUCUCGGGCUGGCUCGUCAACCACUGUUACACCUGCCAAUGCUUCUGCCCAGGCUGCACCCACCAACUCAAAUACUCAGUGCGCCAACUGUCAUACGAAGACUACACCAUUGUGGAGAAGAAAUCCACAAGGUGAGCCAUUGUGUAAUGCCUGUGGUCUUUUCUUGAAGUUGCAUGGAACAGUCAGACCGCUCAGUCUCAAGACUGACGUGAUCAAGAAGAGACAGAGGGGCCAAGGACAAUCUAUAUCUCGAAAAGGCUCUCUGCUGAGUGUUGCAACUGCGGCAAUGACAAAUAGCCGCCAACAAGCAUCUCAAAACAAAGCUUUGGGUGCAAGAGAUGGUGAUGACUUCAACCCCACCCCUGUGAAUAAAGGCGCUUCGAAAGCGAACACCACCUCUAUUCUACGCUCCAAGCUGAUUUCGAAAGUCGCAGCCGAGACUUCUAAGACACCCAAGACACUCAAGUCAGCUGGUAGAAACGAGCCACAGCCAAAUGGCACUCCGGAUGACGCUUCUGCCUUCAUGAACGAGCUUACAAAAGACGGUGAUUGGCAGCAUAUUCCCCAAAAGGAUAUUCUCAUGGACGAGACGGAGCACGAGGAAAGUAAAAACCAAUGGGACUGGCUCAGCAUGACAUUGUAA
Messenger RNA from Australozyma saopauloensis, 2223 nucleotides. It is a transcript of the gene GAT1, whose product is annotated as Gat1p. Gene Ontology annotation, biological process: negative regulation of transcription by RNA polymerase II; positive regulation of transcription by RNA polymerase II. Gene Ontology annotation, molecular function: DNA-binding transcription factor activity, RNA polymerase II-specific; RNA polymerase II cis-regulatory region sequence-specific DNA binding; zinc ion binding. Bases 1 to 2223 code for a protein of 740 amino acids. NCBI's taxonomy places the organism in Eukaryota, Fungi, Ascomycota, Pichiomycetes, Serinales, Metschnikowiaceae. The transcript has a single exon. The record is from RefSeq and is a predicted model, not a curated record.